AGUUAACGUGAAACAUGGCACCUUCAAAACAAAACGCAAAAAGUAAAGGUCCGAUUGAAGGAAAACACUUCAAUAAAUUCGCACACGGUGGUUUAUCACACAAUACCAAAAGGAAAAGAAAAUGGGUUCCGGAGAACAAAGGUUUUGAUGGUAGUUUAAAAGAGGGUCAGGGGUUUGCCUUCAAAAGGAAGGAGAAAAUAAAACAUGAAUAUAACAAACUUCUCAGAAAGGAAAGAAAGAAAAUGCAACCACCAAGAAUCCAGUUAGAGGACAAAUAUCCCGAGCAUCUGAGGCAUCUCUACCUGGCCGAAAGAGAACGACUGGACGAAGAGGAAGAAGAGAAAAGGAAGAAAAGAUGUAAAGGGCGAGCAGUAGAUGAAGAGAAAGACGAAGACGAUGAACUAAAAACUGGGUUGGAUUCACCUUUCAAUGAGAAACACAUCUCAAACACAACGACUGAUCAAACUACCGUCCCUGAUUCGGCGAAUGAACCAGCAGAGCCAGACAGCUCCAGUAAGACUCCAUUCAUCCAAAAAAACAAAAAGACAUCGUAUCAGAAGACAAAGCUAGAAUAUGAAAGGAUACAGGAAGAACGCGCACGAAAAAGAGAGGAAUUCUUGAAAGACAAAGCUCAACGAGAGGAGGCUCUGAAGAAAUAUAAGGAGAAGAAAAUGGCAACAUAUCAGUUGUUACAAAAAAAAACAAAGAAGGGUCAGCCCAAUCUCAAUCUGCAUAUGGAUCUAUUGCUGGAAAAGAUUCAAGCUCAGCGCAAAUAAUUCAGUGUGAUCCAAAACAAUCAGACUGUAAAGUUAAAAUUAACCAUCUCACAAUAAACUGGAUUUUGGGUGAGGUUUUUUUACUUCAAGGAUGUGUAUAUCUUUGCAUAUCUUUGUUUUUCCCAGUAAUAUUUCUUGUAAAUAAAAUAUUAAAUUAUGGUGGUCUUAAGUUAGUUAAAGCUGACAAUACAAAACGAAUGCUAUGACGGUAAACUUAUAAAUAAACAUGAAGCUUGCUAAUGUC
Puntigrus tetrazona (Sumatra barb) is the source of this 1020-nucleotide messenger RNA. It is a transcript of the gene ccdc59, whose product is annotated as coiled-coil domain containing 59. Lineage: Eukaryota; Metazoa; Chordata; Actinopteri; Cypriniformes; Cyprinidae. Gene Ontology annotation, cellular component: nucleus. The record is from RefSeq and is a predicted model, not a curated record.